Molecule: messenger RNA, 1382 nt
Organism: Carassius carassius (crucian carp)
Lineage: Eukaryota; Metazoa; Chordata; Actinopteri; Cypriniformes; Cyprinidae
Product: sialidase-3-like
Exons: 3
Coding region: 51-1193 (380 amino acids)
Biological process (GO): oligosaccharide catabolic process; ganglioside catabolic process
Cellular component (GO): cytoplasm; lysosome; membrane
Molecular function (GO): exo-alpha-sialidase activity
Source: RefSeq, a predicted model, not a curated record
AAGUGGAUACUUUUGGAGCAGAAAAUAACACUUGUGAUUUAAAUUUAACAAUGGACAAAACACAUCCAGGAAGCAAAUCAAGACCCUUUCCAGUAACAACAUUAUUCAAACAGGAGCCUCAGAAAUCUAACAAAAUGCAAGUGACAUACAGAAUUCCAGCUCUCAUCUAUAUCGGUGACAAUCAAAUGUUUCUUGCCUUUGCUGAAAAACGGAAAACUGCAAAUGACACAGAUGCAGAUGUCCUUGUGAUGAGGAAAGGAAUAUGUAAAGAUGGUGAAGUUGAGUGGGAUAGUAGUCAUGAGUUGCUCACUUCGGCUUGUCAACCAAACCGCCGCAGCAUGAAUCCAUGUCCAGUCUAUGAGAGAGAAUCCAAGACUCUCUUUCUGUUUUUUAUCACUGUUCCUGUUGGGGUCUCUGAACACAAACAAAUAAACAAUAAUAAGAAUCAGGCCAGACUUUGUUAUAUAACCAGUCAGGACACUGGCAAAACCUGGAGUGAUUUGACAGACCUGACAGCAGAUGUGAUUGGUGAGCAGGAGAAGGACUGGGCCACCUUUGCUGUUGGACCAGGACAUGGUGUUCAAUUAAAGAGAGGAAGACUGAUUAUCCCAGCAUAUGUGUACCCUUGCCAGUCUCACAACUCUGAACCCACAUCGCAUGUAUUUACAUUCUACAGUGAUGAUAAAGGAAGUACUUGGCAUUUAGGAAAACGUGUGGAUGGUGAGUCUAAUGAGUGUCAAAUGGCUGAGAUCUUUGACGACAAAGGUAACAGUAAACUUUACUGCAAUGCUCGAAGUAUAUCCGGCCACAGAGUCGAGGCUCUAAGUGAGAGUAAUGGAGAUGCUUUUGAAAAGCCUUCGUCUGCACGUAAACUGACAGAGACCGGACAUGGCUGCCAAGGAAGUGUGUUGAGUUUUGCCCCUGAUCAAGCAACUGAAAAAACAUGGCUACUCUAUUGUCAUCCAACCAAUCCAAGCAAGAGAAUGUGCCUUGCCAUCUACUUGAAUAAAUCGCCAUGGGAUGAAUCAGGAUGGGAGGACCGUAAAUUGAUAAUCUUCGAUGGUCCAAGUGGAUACUCAGAUCUGGCUCACUGUGGAGAUGGAAAACACUUUGCCUGUCUUAUGGAAUGUGGAGAGAUAAAGGAGUCUGAAGGGAUAGCCUUUGUCCUUUUUAAACUCAGUGACAUCAUUUAGGCCAGAUUGCUAAUGGAUACUGCAAAAGUCAAGAUUUUCUUUUUGUUUUGCAAAUUAUUAAUUUACUGCUUAAAAUAAUGGACAAGUACUCACAAAAUUUAUAUUAAGCAUAUUUAAAUCAUCAAAAUAUGAAGAUCACCCACAUUGCCAUUCAAAAGCACACUGCCAUUAUUCAGCAAUCAUUAAUUA